AUGCCUCGUCAACAACGCCGUGCCGCUCCCACCCCCGCGCGUAGCGCUCCCACUCGCCCUACCGCGGCCCCUGCCCGCCCGGCCGCCGCUCCCCAACAGCAGCAGGCGCCUCACUCGACUGCCGCUCACCAGCCCCAACAACAAGCUCCCAUGCAGGCUCCUCCCCAGCAGAGCGCCGGCCCCGGUCUCUUCGGCCAGAUGGCUUCCACCGCUGCUGGUGUCGCUGUCGGUUCCUCCAUCGGCCACGCUAUGGGUGGCUUCUUCGGCGGUGGCUCCAGCGCCCCCGCCGAGGCCCAACAGCAGGCUCCUGCCCAGGGCCAGGCCAUGGACAACGGACUGUACCAGAGCAACGCGGCCAACACCUCGUGGGAGAACCCCGCCUGUGAGACCGACGUCCGCAACUUCCGCUCCUGCAUGGAUGAGAACCAAGGCAACAUCAGCAUUUGCGGAUGGUACCUGGACCAGCUGAAAGCUUGCCAGUCUGCUGCUAAGCCUUACUAA
This is a messenger RNA of Penicillium waksmanii, 501 nucleotides long. Its product is annotated as coiled-coil-helix-coiled-coil-helix domain-containing protein. Lineage: Eukaryota; Fungi; Ascomycota; Eurotiomycetes; Eurotiales; Aspergillaceae. Gene Ontology annotation, cellular component: nucleus; mitochondrion. Gene Ontology annotation, biological process: mitochondrion organization. The record is from RefSeq and is a predicted model, not a curated record. The coding region runs from base 1 to 501 and encodes 166 amino acids. The transcript has 3 exons.